CAUAACGUUUCUUAGAAAGCUUUGAAAGGCAGCAGAUCUUAUAACAAUUUAUUAUGAUUUUAUCAAACGGAUAGACCGUUCCAGUUCUUGAUUACGAUUGGUUAAGCCGCGUUGUUGCAUCUGUGUUGCCUGGCAACCACUUUGUUGAGUUUCUGAAGAACUAACGUACAUUGUUUGGCGAAGGAAUAAUAUUUUUAUUACUGUUUUUUAUUUCACAAAAGCUUGACAGACUGAGCAGCUGAAAUGUGGCUUUUGUUUGUGCGGUGAUUUGCGUCCCAUCUCCAAGACGAUGCCGGAGAUGAACCCGGAGAUCACUUCAGGCCUCGUGUCUUCUGUACGUGAGAUGCUGAGACUCGAGUCAUGAAUCAUCCAUGAUGAGCACUGAAUAACUGUUCGGCCUAUCAAUGAACAUGUUAUUGAGCUGGACAUUUUAACAGAAUAAAGAUGUCGCCGCUGGUGCUGGGAGUCGGAGCGUGCUUGGCUGGGUGGAUUGCUCUUUAUGUUUUGCUGUGUUACACAAAUGGCUCUUGUAGCUACGAAUGGAACUGUCGACUUGUUACAUUGUUACACGGCAUUCUUGCUGUGUGCAUAACUGCGUAUAUCGGAUACAUAGAUGGACCGUGGCCUUUCACAUACCCAGGUACAAAGAACACCCCUCUGCAGAUCACCGCUAUGGUGGUCAGUCUGGGUUACUUUAUCUUUGACAUGGCCUGGUGUGUGUACUUCCGCACCGAGGGUCUGGUGAUGCUCGCCCAUCACACCAUGACCAUCCUGGGUAUUCUGCUAACGCUGUGGCUGGGGGAGUCGGGGAUCGAGGGUUGUGCCGUGCUGUUUGGCAGCGAGAUCACAAACCCUCUCCUCCAGACUCGCUGGUUCUUGAAACAUUCUGGCCGUUACGACAGCUUCCUUGGAGACCUAGUAGACGUGCUGUUUGUGCUGCUGUUCGUGUUCAUGCGGAUUUUUGUAGGAGGCACCAUGCUGUACUGUGAGCUCAUCUCACCCAGACCCAAGUUCAUCAUUAAAUGUGGUGGCGUGGCCAUGUACGCUCUGUCAUGGGUGUUUAUGGCUGACAUUGCCCGUUUUGCAUACCGCAAAUCCCAAGUCAAAUAUCAGCGCUGGAUGAAUGGCCACAGGAUGGAUGUCAAUGGGCAAGAUGUGAAGAGAGAUUAAAAAGUUCUCAUAUCAGCGUAUUGGUCUUUGUUUCGAACACUAAAGAAUAGAAUUUGAAUCAGAACAGGUGUAUUAGCUAAUACAGCUUUGGACCUAAUUGAUGUUUGCAGAUUUUAUAAUAGAGAAAUCAGCCAGAUAUAGUUGUUAUACACUUUCAGUAUACACGUGGGACUUCUUAUUUAGAUGUCUGUUAUAAGCCAUUGUGAUUAACUCAAAAAUACAAACUCUUAUAUAUAUUUGUACUCAUAAGAAUUAUGUGUUUUAACUUCCUAGUUCUGGAAAUGUUUGAUAUUUUUGUAAUUGGUAACAUUUAUCAGAAAUCAAUUUUAAUCAUUGGUUAUUCUUGUAUGUUCUCUUUAAAUAAACUUUUAGUAUUGUGCA
Misgurnus anguillicaudatus (oriental weatherfish) is the source of this 1551-nucleotide messenger RNA. RefSeq names its product TLC domain containing 5a (gene tlcd5a). The record is from RefSeq and is a predicted model, not a curated record. NCBI's taxonomy places the organism in Eukaryota, Metazoa, Chordata, Actinopteri, Cypriniformes, Cobitidae. Gene Ontology annotation, cellular component: membrane.